Molecule: messenger RNA, 1901 nt
Organism: Cydia pomonella (codling moth)
Lineage: Eukaryota; Metazoa; Arthropoda; Insecta; Lepidoptera; Tortricidae
Product: gastrula zinc finger protein XlCGF46.1-like
Exons: 8
Coding region: 65-1453 (462 amino acids)
Cellular component (GO): nucleus
Molecular function (GO): zinc ion binding
Source: RefSeq, a predicted model, not a curated record
GUCAAAUCAUCUUGAACGCAAAUAGUGCAAAGUGAAUUGUCUCUUUUGGAACUAUUUCAUCAUCAUGGAUUUAUGCAGAACUUGCCUCGAGACUCCAGCCAAUAAGAACAUUUCGCAGUUGGAAAACGGCAUAAAUGAGGACAACAUAAAUUACUACGACAUCAUGAUGUUUUGUUUAGAUAUCAAGGUGUUUCAAGACUCCAAAAUAACAACAAAUCUUUGUGACAACUGCUUUGGGAAAAUCAUAUCUUUUUACAAAUUUAAGAUGCUGUCUUUGAAAAAUGAUGCAUAUUUGAAAUCUUUGCACCAAACUUCAUCUCUAGAGGACCAAAAACUAUCUAUAAAUUUUGAUGGAGAAACAAAGCAAGAACACAAGAAUAUCUUGGAAAGAGAUGAAUAUAGUCCCAGUUUAGUUGAAAAUUGCAUUAAAAUAGAAAUGCCAAUUGAGGAGGAAAAUAUGUUAGAAAAUGAAGUAAAGGAAAUUGAGGAUGAAGACACAUCAGAUGUUACGGAUGAUAGUGAAGAUGAAACAUCAGAAGAUGAAAAUUCUGACGAAGAACCAAGUGUGGCGGAAAAGGUUAAAUAUAAAACUGUCUGGGAUAGGUUUAAAAAAAAUGCACCAAAACGUAAAAAACGUAAGUGUGGCAAGAAAAAGCCAACCAGUAACAAAAAUGUAAUAAAUGGGCGCCAGAUAUGUGAAGACUGUGGAAUAUCGGUGCUGGACCUGAAGGCACACUUGCUUACCCACCAGCCUAAAGACAAGAGGCAGAUGCUGCAGUGCAGGGCUUGUCCAAAAAUGUUCAUCAGCAGAGGGGGGCGGCGGAGGCAUUACAAGAUCAGGCAUUUGGGUGUGAAGGCCAAGUGUGAUAUUUGCGAUAAAGAGGUAGUCCACCUAUCAGUGCACAAGCUCCAGGUCCACAACCCAUCAGCCCUGCCGUUCGGGUGCGCCACGUGCGAGCGCCGCUUCGUGUGCAAGCCGGCGCUGGAGCAGCACAUGACCAGCCACACGCAGCAAGCCGCGUUCGAAUGCGAGAUCUGCCACAAGAAGUUCCGCGCGAAAGGUCAUCUCUCUAGACACAUCCGGGAAGUCCAUGAAAAAGAAAGGAAUCAUCACUGUGAACUUUGUUCUAAGGCUUUCUUCUGCAAAAGUACACUUCAAGAACAUUUACUGACGCACGGCAACGAGCGUCUGUACCAGUGCACCGAGUGUGGCGUGUCGUUCAUGACGAAGAAGUCCCUCAGGACUCACCGCCUCGUGCACAGCGACGUCAAGAGGUUUAAGUGCGAGUUCUGCGACAUGAGCUUCAAGUUGAACGGUUACCUCAAACUACACAUGAUCACGCACACAAAAGAGAAGCGUUACUCUUGCCAGUACUGCGGCAAGCGCUUCGGCCGCCCCGACUCCUGCCGGAGACACGAGGCCGGCCACCAGAAACAAGCUGCAGCCGACUGAACACUUUAUUUGUAUAGUGAAUUAAUGAUACGGCUCAAAUUUGGACGGCUGUUUUGAAACCAGGUGCAGUUUCAUAACGUCGACACAGUUAACUUUUAUUAAAAAUAAAACUUUGAAACAAAGUACUAAGGUUGUAAUUUUCUUGAUACAUGUUUGUGAAAACAAACAAAAACCUACUGUUGUAACUAUAGUGCAUUUGUGUACAGUGCAUAGUGCAAUAAUUUUAAGUUUUACAUUUGCUGCGCCGCGUAAUGACAAAUGCUGUCAGAUAAAUGGAUGCUGAGAAAUUUUGAGGCUGCGAAGUUAAUGAUUCCUAUUAUAUCAGAUAUAAGCAGGCUUCAUUGAAAGCAAAAUUGUAUUUAUGUACCUAUAUUAAAACAUUUAUUUUUAAAUUAACCCGUUUAUGUACCUAAUUAAUGUUAUUAUUAUUAAAAUAGUGUUGUAUUAA